GUGUCAUUUAGCAGCUCAUUGACGUGUAAAAUAACAGGAACUCUUAACUUUCAUUGUGUGUUAUUUCAUUUUAAGAGACUUCUGUGAAAUGUGUUUUGUAGUAGCCGAUAUUCAUUUGUUUUAAUUCGCCUUUUUACUGUUUAUUUUGCAGCUCGUGGCAUUUCAGUCGAGGCGCUCGCGUUCUGUAUUCAAUGGAACUGUCUUUAACGUUUUGGGGAAAUAAGUGAAGGCGCGCGCCGCCAGCAGGGGACUCACUCAGCUAAUCAUUUCAACAAAUGUCACCUGCUCGUGUCAAAGUUAGAAGCCUGUGUGGCAACGGAAUUGUAGUUUUUCUGGUUCGAUACAAUCUCCAGCCUGACAACUUUAAGAACUACAAAAACCACAGCGUGUUCAAUUGGCAGCUAUCCACUAAUAAAGGAAAUAUCACAGCGGACGGAACAGGUGCAGAAGACAACGUGUAGUCAAUUCAAGGUAAGUGGCAGCACUUUCGAGGGACAGAAACCUUAUGUUUACCUUUCACAUCGUCUUGUUGUUGGUUCCUAGAGGGUGACUUUUGAGUUAAUCCAUCAUAUGUGUUUUUAGAGCCGUUACAACAAAUAAGAGUUGAUUUGUUCAAGCGUGGUUUCGACUCCGAAUGGAACUACUUUGAGUGACAGCAAGUCAGCUCUUCCUCUUUCAUUUCGCAUUAGUGUAUUGUUCACUUUUGACAGUUUUCAGUCUCUUUUACUGAAAGUAGUGGCCUACGUCUAUGUAAUGUUACUUCAUGUCGAAAACAAGUGUAAACAUCAUUUACAUUUUAAAAGCACGUUUCGACCUAUGACAUGUACACUCCUUUCUUUUUUAAUGCCUGAAUGUUAGAAAAUGAAAUAUGUCACAUUUAGUGUAUGCAGCUGAUCUCAUGUCGUUUCUAAAAUACAGCAGAUUUUACUCAUUCCUUUUUUAAGUAUUAAUCAACACAGAUUUUAUGAACCUAAAAUGCUCUCAUCAUACCUAAAGUUGCCUGGCUACAUACUUUUCUGACCUCUGUCACAGCUACAGUCACAACAAACUGGACUGACUGGUUACCCUAAUGAGACAAAGUGUGCUCUGUCAUACUCCUUGUUUUUCUUUUUUCUGAAACACCUAAAGAGUGUCCUCCUGCAUCAUGUAUGAAGCAGGCAGCUUGAGAACGGGGUGAAUUAAUUAUGACCAAGUAAGAGUGAGUCUCUUGGUAAAAAGUGAUCACCUGAGGACACACAGAUGUCACUCAUUUCAAUUAUAUCCAGUUUCAUAUGACAGGAAACCAUUCCUCACAGUGCUAAGGCUGCUUGACUUGAAGGUCCUGUCAGAUUCUCCUCUAAGUGGGAGGUGAUAGCUGCUCACAACUGUCGAGGUGUGUACGAAGUAGUUGUCUAUGUGCGUCACUCAUGAACCAGUGUGGGAGAUGCAGGUUAAACCUGCUGCAUCACAGUGCACCUACUGCCACGUGUGCCCUGGAGGACCCUGGCCAGAGCAGGUGGCUCAGGUGUUUGCCUGGAGGUGUGGUAGUGUAUGUUUGUGCACACUCUCCACCCUGUUUUCUGCGUAUGUCCUUUGGGACGGGCUCCGGGAGAGACGAGGGAGGAAAGGUAGGGAGGAGCAUGGGUGGCUAGAGUACCUGCUGCUAUGACACUUGCAGAGACGCACAAACCGGUUCACAGCAUUUUUCUUUAAAUGACAAUGGGUAAGAAUAUGAAAAUGUGCUUUUCAGACGUUGCAUUGAAACCUGUAUUUAGGAUGAAUAACAUUUUGCAGCCAAUGCCUGGAGAUGUACUUAUUUUUUAUUCUGAUUUUAGCAGCCAACUGGAUCUGGAAUAUGCGUUGGUUCCCUCGCCGGCGUGUGUCACCCUUAAAGCUGGUGCUCCUGGCGGGGACUCUCUUCAUGGUGGCCCUUGUUGUUCUCCAAAAGGAUGUCAGUUCUUCCCCUUCUGUUGACCCCUGGUUUCAAGAGCUGGUGGACAAGGGGGAUAGGGUGAUGGUCAUGGUUCGAGAUGCUGUUAACAACAUAGGUUUCCAGAUUGGAGCUCCUCAGCCUCCACCAGAGCAGCCCCAGCCCACCGAAGACAUCAACUGUCCCACCGGAUACUACACUCAGGCUGAGCUUAAACCUCACCUAGAGAGACCACCUCAGGACCCCAAUGCCCCUGGUGCUGACGGGAAAGGAUACAAAAAGGACCACUUGUCCACAGCGGAGGAGAAGGAGAAGUCAGAUGGUAUGGCGAGGCAUUGUUUCAACCAGUUUGCCAGCGAUCGCAUUUCACUCAGCCGCGGUCUUGGGGAUGACACAAGACCUCCAGAGUAAGAAAAUGUUGUCAAAAUAAUCUGUUGCUUGUCAUUAUUUCAACAUCAGUGUACAGACAUGUACAGACAUGUACACAGUAGGCUGAUCAGCUAGGAUCAUACUCUGACUGGUAUUUUUUCAAAAUAAAUUUUAAGAAUGAGCUUUUGGUUCAUGCUCUGUCACUUAGUCAAAAGGCUGAUCUGAAUGUAACCACAGACUUGGAGAGUGGGUACACAGCAGCUUGCACAGGGCUGUAUCCUGGUUCCUUGAGACUGUCACUAAACCUUUAUCUGUGUUGUUGGGUAAACUUUCACUCACAAAAAAUGUUUGUCCAACUUGACAUCUGUACAUGUCACAGGCUUGAAUGGCCUUGAAAGCAAAUAUCUCUCAGUGUAUGAAUGUUUGCACACUGUGCAGUCUUUUAAUAUCAGUAAGAACCUGUUUUGUAUAUUUCUAUCUUUAGAUCAGCCUCUCACUUUCGCAAACCCCUCUUUGUUUUCGUCUCUCUCUAUGUUUGUUGUUGCUCAGGUGUGUGGACAGGAAGUUUCGCCGCUGUCCUCCUCUACCUACCACCAGUGUCAUUAUUGUUUUCCACAACGAGGCUUGGUCCACACUCCUCAGGACAGUCUACAGUGUCUUGCACACCUCCCCGGCUUUCCUUCUCAAAGAGAUCAUCCUGGUAGAUGAUGCCAGCGUUGCAGGUGUGUAAAACAAACACACACCACUGACAAAACAUAGCUGAAGGCACACUAACAGGAAAACUACCAUCAAUCAUUUUUAAAAUGUCUUGUUUUUUUGCUUUGGAGUUAAUUUAGUAGCACUGCUGACCUCUUAAGCACCAGGAAGGUGAUGUUUUAAUGGAUGUGAUGCAAAUGAAAUAUUUAACAGAUAAGCAAAGUAGUAAGAUAUGUUGUGUUUUCCUCAAUGAUCGGAAAGAAAGCAGUUCCGAAUAGCAGCACUGCUGUGGUGGUGCAUUGAUGGAAUAUUACCUGGAUAAUAAUUUGAGUAGUGUGUACUUGGGACUUGAUUUCUAUAGAAUAUGCAAAUAUUAUUGUUUAUUCAAAUUAGUUGCAAACAGGGAAAGUUUUUCAUAAAAGUCAUGGUGAGAUUACCAACAAGCUCUCUGUGGUUAUUUCUUAAGAUCAAUAGGAAACAGCUGCAGAGCCUGAACAGGGAAAUAAUCCGAAAUCAUGACGUCUUUGGUCAUAAGUCAUUUAUUAACUUUAAUUUCAGAGUCUAGAGGGCGGCAUGCUAGUCUCUGUAAGACCCAAACUUUGAUAUGUCAGAUUUAUGAUAGUUUUGAACUAGCUGACACACAAGCAGCGAGAGUAUGAGACAGUUGGGCUUUACGGACAGAAAUAAUAACCUCAUUGGUGAGAAUGACUCUGUUUGUCUUAUAACAGGUCGGUUAGGCUUGCCUUUGAGUGAAAUGCAAAUAACAGUGAUUUUAUCUUUGGAGCAAGAGUGCAGCUUUGUUAUUAGUUUUGCAUAGAAAUGUACUAUGCUCACAGUUCAAGUUAGUGAAAACUCACUUGUUAUCAUAGUGCAGGUACAUAAUUGAGUUUUAGAGGGUUGUUUUUGUAUGGUAACCAGUCCAAGACUGUUAAAAGUGUAUAUUAGUUUACUAACACUUGUAUUCGGUUAAUUUUUAAUUGCCUUCAAACUGCCUAACUGUUUAAGUUGUUAUUUCAUUACAGUUACACCUAUAGCUUUGAAAAUCACUGCAGAUGUUAUCAAGGGUAUAUGAACAGAGGAAUUAACAUCCUUCUAUCAGACAAAGCCGUUUCGACUCUGUUAUGACAAACUUGAUACCAUUUGGCACGGAUUGGAUUUAAAAGUUAUUGUCAGACAGUUGAGCUCCUCAUGAUAAUCUUUGUCAUAAUGUUCUGCGUUGGUAGUCACAGCUAUAAUUACACAUUCCUACUCAACCCAUACUUCCUUAUUUGCUACCGGAGCAGCAGCUUUUGUGAAGUUUACAGUUGGUGGAUUCACUCUGACCGAAACUUAUGACAAAUGUGCAGCAUGUGUUGUGGUCAAACGCUUGUUGGAAGGAAACGCGGCCUAGUUUUACGAGCAGCAUUUCCACUUCAUUGCCUAUUCUUGGGUUUCAUGAUAAUAAAUAUAAGUGCUUUACUUUCUCUUCUGUGUGGAAGAAAGCUGCGUAUUUUUAAUAACAGUUGUAAGAUUAUAGUCGAACAGACCAGUGUCAUCAGUGUGAUUUACCUCUGACUACAAUGGGCAUUUCGCAUGUUUUCUGUUGCAUAAGCAACACCCCUGAUAGAUGUCUAAAUGUUUCCUGGUUGCAGUCCUACAUGAAUACAGUUAUGUAAGACCUCUAACCACUGGGGCUUUCGAUGACAACACAAUCAGUUUGACCAGUUUUGUUAUAAAGUAAUUCAAUCAUGUUGCUAUUGUUUUGGUUUUCAGACCACCUCCAGACUAAACUGGAGGACUUCGUGAAGCAGCUGAAGAUUGUCAAAGUAGUGAGGCAACCACAAAGAAAGGGCCUCAUCACUGCCAGGCUGCUGGGUGCCGGCAUCGCUCAGGGCGAGGUGCUAACCUUUCUGGAUGCACACUGUGAGAAACACACAACAACUAAUAUACAUAUUGGCAUACACAGUGACUAUUUCAAGUUUCUGUGUGUGGCAAAAAAGCAUGAGGCACUAACUUAAAAUGACUGGUAGCAGUGUAUCAUUUUCUUAUGUGGCAAAGGUUAGUAAGCUGAAACAUCUCUGUGCUUUCCUUCUUUCAAGGUGAGUGUUUUCACGGCUGGCUCGAGCCCCUGUUGGCUCGUAUUGUCGAGGAACCCACAGCUGUCGUUAGUCCAGAGAUCUCCACCAUCGACCUCAACAACUUUCAUUUCAACAAGCCCUCUCCGGGCGGCCGUGCUUACAACCGAGGGAACUUUGACUGGAGCCUCACCUUUGGCUGGGAGCAAAUCCCUGAGUCAGCUAAGAAGUUGCGCAAGGAUGAAACAUAUCCUGUAAAGUAAGAAAAGUCUUGUUAAUUUUGCUCAAAAACAUCACAAAUUAUUUCAGCAUCUAGAUUGUUAUCAUUUAUAUAUCCAUUCAUUCAGUAAUUCAUUCGUUUAAAAUUUUCAGGACACCCACUUUUGCCGGAGGUCUUUUCUCAAUCUCAAAGAAGUAUUUCGAACACAUCGGAACGUAUGAUGACCAGAUGGAGAUCUGGGGCGGUGAAAAUGUGGAAAUGUCCUUUAGGGUCCGUCUCUUUAUCUGUGUUCUCACCUGAGUUUCACAGUUUAUGUCCCGUCAUUUGAAGGUAGAGUCUGAAUUUCUCUGUUCUCAUGGCCAGGUGUGGCAGUGUGGCGGUCAGUUGGAGAUCAUCCCCUGUUCUGUGGUCGGACAUGUUUUCCGUACCAAGAGCCCCCACACCUUUCCAAAAGGAACGGAGGUCAUCACUCGCAACCAGGUUCGCCUGGCUGAAGUCUGGAUGGAUGACUUCAAAAAAAUCUUUUAUCGACGCAACAGUCAUGCCGCACGUAUGGCCAAAAUGGUCAGUGUGACCCGCUGAUGGAGAGUGCUUGUGUUUAAAUAUCAGACGGCGAUGAAUUUAGAACCAUUAAUCACUCAACUCUCACUGUAUUUUUCAUACCAAUGUAUAUUCCCUACUGCAGUGGGAUAAAAGUUCGACUGAGUGAUUGUUUCUCAGUGUUAACUGUAUGCCCCUCACUGUUACAGCAUCGUUAUGGAGACAUUACUGAUCGUCUUAAUCUGAGAGAGAGGCUCAAGUGCAAGAACUUCACCUGGUACUUGAACAACGUCUACCCUGAGGCUUAUGUGCCAGAUUUAAGCCCAGUAAAAUAUGGAGCAGUGAGUCAUGUUUCCUUUCAUCUGAAUGUGGAUAUCAAAGAUGUUUCUAAUCUCCUGUUACAUGAAAGCGGAUGUAUCUUACUGAUAAACUGUAUCCGUGUUUGAACAAGAUAAGAAACUUGGGAUCUGAAAGCUGUCUUGAUGCUGGAGAGAACAACAAUGGAGGAAAACCUGUAAUCAUGUACACCUGUCACAACAUGGGUGGAAACCAGGUACACAUUGAAAUUGAAAAACUGCCCAUCAUUUUUUUUAUUCAGUAUUUUAAGAUACAUUUCUGAUUGGAUGGUUUUGUUUUCUAGUAUUUUGAGUACUCAUCUCAUAAAGAGCUGCGUCAUAACAUUGGCAAGCAGCUGUGUCUCCACGCCUCGUCCCAGCCCGAGCAGGUGAAGCUCGAGCUCUGCCAUCUGAAAGGGCUGGGCACCAGUUUGUCACCACAACAGGAGUGGGUGUUAACAGAGGUGAGGAGCAUAUGCUGUUUGAGUGAAAUUUAAACCCUGUCCUUAAACAUGCUUAAUGGCCUCUAUCUACAUAUAAAUGUCCAGAGGCUGUUAAGCUUAGCCUUGUUAUUGUACACAUACUGGAUGCAUUUUUGACUCUAGAAAUAUCUCAGCUGAGAAAUACGCUUACCUGCAAAUUAUCCAAAACAAAUCAUUGUUUGGACUCGCUAGUUUGUGUGCUAAUUUUGAAAAAUCUUUUUAACAAAUGAUCUUUAGAGGAGCCAAUAGGACGUAACUUGGCUUACUAUUUCUAUUUCCAUCUGCUUCAAGUCAUUAUUUGUAUUCUAAACUCAGCAAACAGCUGGUUUGCAAUUUUAAUGUUCACCUCACAUUUUUGGCAAGAUAAUAAGAUCAUUUCAUGUCACAAGCUUUAUUUUGCCAAAUGUCAAAUAUUUGUUUUAAGCAUAGAGUUUUUUGGAAAUAUAGAAGUUUUGUUGAAUGUUUUUAUUUAACUGUGCCUUAGCAGUGUUAUUAAGUUAUAGUUUAUUUUUCUUUUGUACUUUUCUCUAGGAAAAACUUAUAAAGAAUCCCAGCAGUGGGAAGUGCUUAUAUCUCCAUGGGAACCAGGUUCAGAUGGGCAGCUGUAACCCUGCUAACCAGUUCCAGCAAUGGACCCUGAGCUGAUCCCUCAGUCUAAAAAUCAGGUGACCUCUAGCGCCUCUCGGGCCUUCCUCAGACAAUGCUCUGAGGGCCCAACUCCGCAUUGAUCCGGACUGCUUCAUACUAUGGAGCUUCUGUGUUGGACUGUAUUGAGAAGUCAGAUGGAAGAUGGAGACCAAAGUGAUCACAGUCACAUUUGUUGAAGACGCUUGGGUUGGCCUUGACUUGUUUUAAAUUUAUUUAUAAUGGAAAAGACAUUUAAAGGUGGCUGGGGAUUAUCAGGAAGCACAUGAACUCUGCAUCCAGGAUGGGCAGCUUCAAGGAGGAUGACAGCUGUCACCUGCAAUGAUCUUAAUUCAGGGAAGCGACACUCCAGUUUGAAAUCACUGUUUUGGGACUUUUUAAGUCUGGGAAUGAUUGUUGAAAUGAAACAACUUUUGCAAGAGUAAAAAAAAUACUGUUUUUUAAUAAAAAUACACUAUUUUGCAAAACAUAA
Molecule: messenger RNA, 7722 nt
Organism: Xyrichtys novacula (pearly razorfish)
Lineage: Eukaryota; Metazoa; Chordata; Actinopteri; Labriformes; Labridae
Source: the annotation of a GenBank genome assembly